AACAAUCACCUAUUCGCAAGUGGAUGGAGCUAGGGAGGUCCAAUGCAGCGCCGGCUUUGGAUGAGGAUUCUGAUUUAAGUGACACCCCAGUUCCUAGCACCAUCGUUACAGAUAUUGCACGUGAUAUUCCAGAGCUACGGAAUUUGGAUGUACGUGAAUGGGCAGAAGAGACUAUUGGUGACACACAUGUUGGUAAGAGGAAGACACGUGUUGGACCAUCGGAUCGGCAAAGGAAGAAAGGAAAAAGACAGGAUGACAUUGAAGAGGAAGAAUUUAGAACAGAUGACAGCACACCUGAUCCUAGUGUCGGUGAUGAUGAUGAUCAUGAUGAUGGGGGUGACGACAGCAGCACCGAUGGAAGUGAUGAUGGGAUUGGCAGUGGGGGAUAUGUAGGCGGAGGUGGCGGGGGUGAUGAUGUAGUUGGAGGUGGAGAGGGUAUGAGGUUUACCGGGGAGAGCCAGUUCACUCAUGCCACACAAGAUACGGAUCAUGGUGCACCUAGCUCACAACGACAGACUAGAAGCAGUGCACGUCAUCCUAUUCCCCGUGAUGAUGAUAGCUCUAGCUCAGUGAACACAGACUAUACUUAUCCACACUAUCCAUAUGACCAACCAUAUGCAUAUCCAUCACAUCGAGUACCCUAUUUGCCACCCCCCUAUGUUGGCUAUACAAGCACCAACAUGCAAGAUGCUUACAAUGUGCAGGCUCAAGGAUAUGCGACAUAUGGUGCCUAUGGCGCAUAUGGGGCCUAUGGAGCCUAUGGCAAUAGCUCAUAUCAACAGGAUGAGACUGAAGAAUAAACUUCAUGUGGUAUGUAUCGUGUGAACUACUAUGUAUUAUGUAUAUUAACGUUGAUGGUUUGUA
This is a messenger RNA of Panicum virgatum (switchgrass), 864 nucleotides long. RefSeq lists its product as uncharacterized. The coding region runs from base 24 to 800 and encodes 258 amino acids. The transcript is spliced from 2 exons. NCBI's taxonomy places the organism in Eukaryota, Viridiplantae, Streptophyta, Magnoliopsida, Poales, Poaceae. The record is from RefSeq and is a predicted model, not a curated record.